CUGCUUAAAGACAUAGACUCCCAAGAACGAAGCUUUGAGACAGCAAUAUCUGUCUGCUGUUAACAACUAAGCACUUCUCUAGCCUUGGUCAGCAGGCUCUUGUGACUAUGAAAUGACAGGAUCACACUAGGGCAGUCAAAAACGCGUUUUGUAAUUAAAAACCUUGUUAUUUUUGUUAGCUUAGAGGAGCAAAACUUCUCAAGUUUUUGAGAGAUGGGAUUAGAGACUUGUGGAAACUGCCUGAGUUGUCUGCUGAUCCCUCUUGCACUUUGGAGUAUUGUUGUUAACAUUCUAUUAUACUUCCCUAACGGGAAGACUUCAUAUUCUGCCAGUUACCAGCUUCCCAGCCACGUGUGGUAUUUUGAAGGGAUCUGUUUCUCAGGUGUGAUGAUUCUCCUGUUAGCAGUAAUUUUAAUAACACUGGAGAGUAACUUGUUCUAUCGGCGCUGCCAGAGUGAGAGCUGUAACAAAACCUACAGGAGUUUUAUUUCAAUUGUGCUAGCCCUGCUUGGGAUUGCUUUCUCUGGGUAUAGUUCUAUCGUUUCUGCUGUGGGAUUGAUCCAAGGCCCCUUCUGCAAUUCAUCAACUGGAUGGGAUUAUAUCUUCAAAGACACCACUGGAGGGUACCUCACAAAUUACUCUGCUUGGUCUCGGUGCACUGAACCUGUAAACAUAGUAGAAUGGAACAUCAUUUUACUCUCUAUUCUGAUAGCACUUAGUGGACUUCAGAUGAUCAUCUGUUUUCUCAAAGUGGCUGCUGAGUUGAAACGCACACUCUGUGGGACCUAUUCUGUCUUUGUUCAGCUGCAUGAAUGCAGUAUGAAGCUGUUCUUCCUAAGUUGCCUGCUGGUUUCUUGCUGUUGCCAAGCAGGGGCGAUGACCAGAAAUUACUAUAUCGGGAUUGUAGAGACAGUGUGGAACUAUACACCUGGCAAUAAAAGCAUCAUAUCCGGGCAGCUCUUUGCAGAAGAAGAGCAGGCUGAAGUCUUUCUCAAACAAGGACCACAUAGAAUAGGAAGCAUUUAUAAGAAGGCUGUUUAUACUCAAUACACCAAUCAUUUGUAUGAUGUAGUAGUUGAGAAACCUUCAUGGCUGGGAUUUUUAGGCCCUGUCAUUAAGGGAGAAGUUGGUGAUUCCAUUGUUAUCCACUUGAAAAACUUUGCUUCCAGAAGCUACACUCUGCAUCCUCAUGGAGUAAAAUAUACCAAGGAAAAUGAAGGUGCUUUUUAUCCUGACAAUACCAAAGAUUUGCAAAAAAGGGAUGACGCUGUGAAGCCUGGAGACCAGUACACUUACAUAUGGGAAGUGACAGAAGAUCAAGGUCCAGCAAGCGGAGAUACUGAUUGUAUAACCAGGGUUUAUCACUCCCACAUAGAUGCUCCAAGAGAUGUUGCCUCAGGACUUGUUGGACCUUUGUUAAUUUGCAGGAAAGGUACCAUGAGUGACAGUGAUAAACGCUUUGCUGCUGAAUUUAUCCUUAUGUUCUCUGUGAUGGAUGAAAAUCUUAGCUGGUACCUGGAGGACAAUAUCAGGACAUACUGUUCUGAUCCUUCCAAUGUUCGCAAAGAUGAUGAGGACUUCCAGGAAAGCAAUAAAAUGCACUCAAUCAACGGGUAUAUGUAUGGAUACCUCCCAGACCUCACAAUGUGCGUGGAAGAUAGGGUAAAAUGGCAUCUUUUUGGCAUGGGUAACGAAGCUGAUGUCCACUCAGCCUAUUUUCAUGGACAGACUUUAAUAGAAAGGAAUCACCGUGUCGACACUGUGAGCCUCUUCCCAGCCACCUUUAUUGAUGCCGUCAUGGUCCCGCAGAGCCCUGGAGAAUGGCUACUGAGCUGCCAGGUGAACGACCACAUCCAAGGUGGUAUGCAGGCCCUUUUUAAAGUGAGAGAGUGUGGAAAAUGCACAACAAAUCAUGAGGAGAGUGCAAAGAUAAGAGAGUACUUCAUUGCUGCUGAAGAAAUCAUCUGGAAUUAUGGCCCAUCUGCAAUGAACCAUUUUACAGGACAGGAAUUAAUUGCUGACAGUGAUUCUCAGAUAUUUUUUGAACAAAGUGAAACAAGAAUUGGUGGCUCCUAUAAAAAAGUUGUUUACAAGGAAUACACAGAUCAUACGUUUACAGAAUAUAAAAAGAGGCUGCCAGAGGAUGAGCAUCUUGGACUCUUAGGACCCGUUAUCAAGGCAGAAGUGGGUGAGAGCAUCAGGGUGACGUUCCGAAACAACGCCAGCCGCCCAUUUAGCAUCCAGCCGCACGGAGUGAGAUACCUCAAGAGCAGUGAGGGGGCUUUGUACAGCACCUUCUCUGGAGGUGCUGAAUCUCCAGCCUCCCACGUGAGUCCUGGCACUAUGUUUACGUAUGAGUGGAACGUGCCGAAAGAUGUGGGCCCUACAGACCAAGAUCCUGACUGCCUAACCUGGCUUUACUAUUCAGCUGUCGAUGCAGUCAGAGACACCAAUUCUGGCCUUGUGGGUCCGCUUUUGGUGUGCAGAAGAGGAGCUCUGCUCCCUUCAGGGAAGCAGAAAAAUGUGAACAGGGAAUAUUUUCUGCUUGCCACAAUAUUUGAUGAGAAUCUCAGCUGGUACCUGGAUGACAAUAUUUUGAUGUUUACACUAAAUCCUGACAAAAUUGACAAAGAUGAUGAGGAUUUCCAGGAAUCUAACAAAAUGCACUCCAUUAAUGGUUAUAUGUACGGAAAUCAGCCUGGCCUUCAGAUGUGUAAAGGAAAUGUGGUUUCUUGGCAUUUGAUGAGCGUGGGGUCAGAAGUCGAUGUCCAUGGAAUAUAUUUUUCAGAAAAUACAUUCCUUAUGAAAGGAACAAGACGGGAUACAGCAAAUCUGUUUCCACAUACUUCUCUCACAGCUAUUAUGAAGCCUGACAGUGAAGGAGUUUUUGAAGUGUCGUGUCUGACAACAGAUCACUACACAGGGGGCAUGAAGCAGAAAUACUCAGUGAAGCAAUGCCACUGGUGGAAUGUGGACCCCACACUGUAUUUGCGUGAAAAAACUUACUACAUUGCUGCAGUGGAAGUGGAAUGGGACUAUUCUCCUAACAGGACAUGGGAAUUUGAGCGGCAUCAGUUUCAUGAAGAAAGCCCUGGCAAUCCAUUUUUAAAUAAAGAUGACAAAUUCAUUGGUUCGAAAUACAGAAAGGUUGUAUAUCGUGAGUUCACGGACCAGACAUUCAGUACUCCCAAAGAGCGAGCAGAGGAGCAGCAUCACCUAGGAAUUCAAGGACCACUGCUUAUGUCAAAUGCUGGAGAUAAAAUUAUAAUUGUUUUUAAGAACUUGGCAUCACGACCUUAUUCUAUACAUGCUCAUGGAGUGAAAACUGAUAGUGAUGUUGUUUCAGUAACUAACCCAGGUGAAACAAAAAUAUAUAUCUGGAAAAUCCCUGAGAGAUCGAGUUCUGGAAGAGGUGAUCCACACUGCAUUGCCUGGGCAUACCAUUCAGCUGUGGACAUCAUCAAGGACACUUACAGUGGAUUAAUAGGCACACUUGUUGUGUGUCAUAGACAUUAUCUGCCAUCAUUUCAUGCCAAAAACAAAGUUCAAUUUGCUCUUCUUUUUAUGGUUUUUGAUGAGAAUGAGUCAUGGUAUUUGGAGGAAAAUAUUAAAACCUACUCUGCUAACCCACACCUUGUUGACAAAGAGGAUGAGGAAUUCCUCGAAAGUAAUAAAAUGCAUGCCAUUAAUGGAAAAGUGUUUGGAAAUUUGCAAGGUCUUACUAUGCAUGUUGGGGAUAAAGUAAGCUGGUAUUUGAUGGGAAUGGGCAACGAAGUAGAUAUUCACACAGCACACUUCCAUGGCCACAGUUUUGAUUACAAGCAAACCGGAGUUUACCGGGCAGAUGUGUUUGACCUGUUCCCUGGGACAUUUCAGACGGUGGAGAUGGUACCACAGAACCCGGGUACCUGGCUGUUACACUGCCACGUUACAGAUCACAUCCACGCAGGCAUGGAAGUGACCUACACAGUGCUCCCGAAGGAAGACAAAUCAUCUGUUUUCCAAGAUCAUUUAGUAUCAAUUAAAGUCUAAUUAAUGGUAUAACAGGCACAACAGUAUGAAAAAGACAUGUUACCACAGCAGUUAUCUGAGGUCUGUCUCGAGUGAGGCAUUUCUUAGGAAACACAAUCACCUGGGCAUCCAUAUUAGCRUGGGUUUUUGAAGAUUUCAUUCAGUGGGCCUCCUCUAACCAAAGGAUCACAGACUGAGACAACUGGAUGGAUACAACAGUUGUAAGGAUAUAAACCUACAUAGUAGCAGUUUCGUGAAAURAAAAAAAAAUAUAUCUUGCCUGCUAUAUAGACAUUCUGAGUGACUCCUGAUGUAUGUUAUUUAACUGCUGAGGAAUUGUCAUAUAUGCAAAGAAUAUGUACGAGACAUGUAAAGUGUAAGUUCCUCUUUUAUUUUUAAAUUUGUAAAUAAACCU
Messenger RNA from Nothoprocta perdicaria, 4426 nucleotides. Its product is annotated as transmembrane 4 L6 family member 18-like. Bases 214 to 4032 code for a protein of 1272 amino acids. Gene Ontology annotation, cellular component: membrane. The transcript is spliced from 23 exons. Gene Ontology annotation, molecular function: oxidoreductase activity; copper ion binding. Lineage: Eukaryota; Metazoa; Chordata; Aves; Tinamiformes; Tinamidae. The record is from RefSeq and is a predicted model, not a curated record.